Archocentrus centrarchus (flier cichlid) is the source of this 2574-nucleotide messenger RNA. RefSeq names its product myosin-2 heavy chain-like. Lineage: Eukaryota; Metazoa; Chordata; Actinopteri; Cichliformes; Cichlidae. The record is from RefSeq and is a predicted model, not a curated record. The annotation marks the transcript as partial. The transcript has a single exon.
CCUUUUUACUGUUACCUCGACCAGAUCCCAGCUCCUAACCGUAGUAGGGAGACCUCUGGUUUAUACUUCGCUUGGCUCGUGGCUGGUAACUAGCUUGCUCCUCCUCUGUGGGUCGGCUUCAGCAAAGCGGAGAAAUGCAGCGAGUCGGAAGAUUUUAGCAACAAAACUUUUAUUCCGUUCCAUCGCCACCGAACACACUUUUUCCCGCUAGCCCGCUAACGCGCACACACACAGGGGGGAGAUAAAGUGGGUGGUCUCUCUUAGCCUACAACACACAACCUGUGGCUUGAAAUACAUUUCCCAUAAGGCUACACGCUUAAAGAGGAAGACUCUGCCUGUAACAAGAGAAAACAAUUCCAUACACAUGUUGUUGUUGUUGCCAUGGAGCUAAAAUGAACAUUCUAGAAUGCUGCCUUUGAUCUUAGAAAUCACUUCUCCGCAAGUGCUGACCAGAGUCGCUCUGAAGUGGAAUGACGUCAUAACCAAUCAAAACGCUGGCCAGUGACGAUGCAUCAGAGGCUUUACAUGGGCCAAAUUCAAGGCGUUCUAUAUCCUGCUUUUGACAAUCAAGAGAUUUAAGGAAAGCAAUAUCAACCUUCAGUACUGAAGUCACUCAUCUGACAUUUUCAAUAAGAUUUCAAAAAAUAAACAAUGUCGCAGGAGAAAUUCAGAGGUUUUAAGAUCGACAGUCUAAAAGAAGCACUGGAACUGAGUGGUGCCAGGAAUACGUUUCUGCUUGAAUCUCAGUUAAAGAAAACCAAAGCUGAGAAUGAAAAUUUGUUGACAGAGGUUCACACCCUCCAGGAAAAUGAGAAAAUCUUAUUUCAAAAUAACAAGAGUCUCUGUGAUGAACUAGCCCAUCUCCAAAGGGUGACUGAGGUAAAACAUGAGGAGAUUGGAAAUCUGACGAGAAAAAUAUUCAAGCUUGAGGAUCAGGUGAAGGAGGCUGAAGAUCAACGGGCCCAAGUGGAGUCUGUGGAGGCAAAAAUGCAGGCAGAGAUUGAGAGAAUGAAUUCUGCACUGCAUUAUCUUCAGGAAAAGCGCGAUUCUCUCCUGGAUGACAACAACCGCAUUGCUGCUGAGCUGUUCCACGCUGAAAUCCAGAGAGACGAACAAAAGGAAGAGAUUUUAAAGCUCAUGAAAGCUGUCAGAGACCUUGAAGAUCAACAGGCAAAGGCUGAAAAAGAUAAACGGGCCCAAGUGUUGUCUGUGGAGGCAAAAAUGCAGGCAGAGAUUGAAAGAAUGAAUUCUGCACUGCAUGAUCUUCAAGAAAAGCGCGAUUCUCUUCUGGAUGACAACCAGAGCAUUGUUGCUGAGCUGGUCCAGGUCAAAAGCCAGAGAGGUGAACAACAGAAGGAGAUUUUACAGCUUCUGUAUGCUGUCCAAGAUCUUGAAGACCAACGGGCAAAGGCUGAAGAUGAUAAACGGGCCCAAGUGGAGUCUCUGGAGGCAAAAAUGCAGGCAGAGAUUGAAAGACUGAAUUCUGCACUCCAUGAUCUUCAAGAAAAGCGCAAUUCUCUCCUGGAUCAGAACAAGCGUGUUGCUGCUGAGCUGGUCCAGGUUGAAAGCCAGAGAGACGAACAAAAGGAGGAGAUUUUAAAGCUUCUGAAAGCUGUCCGAGAACUUUUAGACCAACGGGCAAAGGCUGAAGAUGAUAAACGGGCCCAAGUGGAGUCUCUGGAGGCAAAAAUGCAGGCAGAGAUUGAAAGACUGAACUCUGCACUCCAUGAUCUUCAAGAAAAGCGCAAUUCUCUCCUGGAUCAGAACAAGCGUGUUGCUGCUGAGCUGGUCCAGGUUGAAAGCCAGAGAGAUGAACAAAAGGAGGAGAAUUUAAAGCUUCUGAAUACUGUCCGAGAUCUUGAAGGCCAACGGGCAAAGGCUGAAGAUGAUAAACGGGCCCAAGUGGAGUCUCUGGAGGCAAAAAUGCAGGCAGAGAUUGAAAGACUGAACUCUGCACUCCGUGAUCUUCAAGAAAAGCACGAUUCUCUCCUGGAUCAGAACAAGCGUGUUAUUGCUGAGCUGGUCCAGGUUGAAAGCCAGAAAGGUGAACAAAAGGAGGAGAUUUUAAGGCUUAUGAAAGCUAACAGAAACCUUGAAGACCAAUGGGCAAAGGCUGAAAAAGAUAAGCAGGCCCAAGUGGAGUCUGUGGAGGCAAAAAUGCAGGCAGAGACUGAAAGACUGAAUUCUGUACUGCAUGAUCUUCAAGAAAAGCACGAUUCUCUCCUGGAUCAGGACAAGAGCAUUGUUGCUCAUCUGGUCCAGGUCGAAAGAAAGAGAGAUGAACAACAGAAGGAGAUUUUACAGCUUCUGAAUUCUAUCACAGAUCUUGAAGGCCAACUGAAAAAGGCUGAAAACGAUAAAUGGGCCCAAGUGCAGUCUGUGGAGGCAAAGAUGGAGGCAGAGACUGAAAGACUGAAUUCUGUACUGCAUGAUCUUCAGGAAAAGCACGAUUCUCUCCUGGAUGACAACAAGAGCAUUGCUGCUGAGCUGGUCCUGGUUGAAAGCCAGAGAGAUGAACAAAAGAAGGAGAUUUUAAAACAUGUAAAAGCUAUCACAGAUCUUGAAGACCACGGG